Messenger RNA from Hippoglossus stenolepis (Pacific halibut), 3275 nucleotides. It is a transcript of the gene vrtn, whose product is annotated as vertebrae development associated. Gene Ontology annotation, biological process: regulation of transcription by RNA polymerase II. Lineage: Eukaryota; Metazoa; Chordata; Actinopteri; Pleuronectiformes; Pleuronectidae. The coding region runs from base 1 to 2073 and encodes 690 amino acids. Gene Ontology annotation, cellular component: chromatin. The record is from RefSeq and is a predicted model, not a curated record. The transcript is spliced from 2 exons.
AUGAUUCAGAGGAACGAGGUUGUGCUGUCCGUGCUGAGAGAGCUCCAGGAGGCCACAGAGAGCGCCGGUCUCGAUGCUGUCACAAGAGUGGCCCUGGAGGUGGACAGGGUCCUCGCUCCAUUCCAGCUCCCCAGGACCCCCUGUCAGGAUUUCCCGGAGUGGGCAGGCGUGGACGACUCUGCCCGUGACCUGUACCCAGGCGAUGCACCCAGAGACCUCCUGCCUCUAAACUGCAACGGAAAAGGCAACUUACUGUUUGAUGCAGUCAGCACACUGCUAGUGGGGAACACAGCACUUAGCUUGGAGCUACAGGUGCGGACUGUCGUGGAAAUGGUGCUGUGGAAGCGAUACUACCUCUCUGGGAUGAUCGAUUCGAAAAUGAUGCUUCAGGCAGUUCGCUUCAGUCUCUCUGCUGAAGAGUCCGAGGACAUGCUCAACUUGCCGGUCACAGUCCUGGAGGCCAUCUUCGAUGCAGACGUCAAAGCUUCCUGCUUCCCCGGCUCCUACGCCAACAUGUGGCACGUCUACGCCCUGGCAUCAGUCCUUGAGUCUAACAUCUACUCCAUCUAUCCCAUGUUCAACCUCAAGAUCCGACCCUAUUUCAACCGAGUCAUACGUCCGAGGACCUGGCCCAAAGACUCUCAGCCGUUAACCCUCCACAUCAUGUGGUCUGGCGAGCUCCAGUCCGAGACCUUGUUCAGGCCAAAUAAUUUUGUCGCACUAGCCCAGACCAGAGACCUCACAUUUGGGAAUACCGACAGCGAGCAGAGGGAGUCUCCCACCAAGAGCGAGGAGCUGCAGAACCCGGACUCACAGUUUUCCUACCCAAGCCUGAAGGACAAGUACAACAUUACCAAGAGGACAUUCUACCGCUGGAAAAGGCAGACGCAGGAGCACUGCAAAAAGUCUGCUAGUAGGUAUGAGGCAAAGUAUUUCCUGCAGGCAUGCUACUUGGAGGGAAGGCUUAUCCCUCUGCACCAGUUUAAGGAGUUUUUCCCCGAGAUCUCAAGGUCGUCUUACUAUAACUGGAAGCACGAGCUUCUGAAAACUGGAGGAACCUUCUCCACCUCGUCUUCAACUGGAGAGAUUAGUCCUGGAGAGAGCACGGAGCAGGAGGCCUGGUCUUCACCUGAAGCAAAACGGGAGGAGCCCGACCACAACGACAGUGUGGCCAGUAUGUUUGGUCUCGGCCUCGGCAAGCUGGAUGUAGAGCGGGCCCAGAGUUUGGCACAUAUGCAGGAAGCAAAGCGCUGUCUACAGAAUUGCAUCGCCAUGAAUGCCUCCCUCCCCUUCAGGGUCUUCAAAAGACAUUUCCCCGGGAUCUCCAGAUCAACCUACUACAACUGGAGGAGAGAGGCCAUGUUGUUCAACAGAGGUUACAAAGGCAGCGUCGCCAGCAGCGAGGACAGCUCAGAUGCUGACAAGAGCCAAAGUCCAAAGAGUCUGUCACCGGUCCUGUCUAACGUCAACCAGCCUAUCUUACCCAGGAUGAGGAUCUACAGGAGGCAGCACAUAAGUUUCAGGCUGGCGUACAUGAGUAAAAAACAGCUCAGAGAUGCUGCCAAACUGCACGUCCAGAAGUCAAAGUGGUCCCUGACCAAGUUCAAGCUCAAGUUCCCGUCCAUGUCCCCUUGUUUUUACUGGCUUUGGCGUAGCAGGCAGAACCAGAAGGAGAAAAUGGCUGCCCAGCGUGCCGAUGUCCUCCCAGUUAGUGUGGAGAGCACUGCAACAGAAGACAAGAUCAUAGACAAGAGGAUAGAGACUCCGCCCAUGCUCUCGUUUGUCGAGAGGCCGAGAUAUUUAGAAAGCUCCACUGUUCCCUCUUUUGAUGUCUCGCAUUCAAAACCCGUGCUUCACAGCAAGGAAACAACAGACAAGCAGAUGUUUGCGAUGGAUGUUGUGGCUCUGGCCAACUUCAAGGCCAAGGCCAAGCUGUUCCUGCAGCAACGCUUUGAAGAGAAGUCCUUCCCCACGUUCAAAGAAUUCAGGUCUUACUUCCCCUUCACACCGCGCUCCACGUACUACAUGUGGAAGCGAGCUCUGCAUCACGGGGUGUCGCUGAUUCACGGUUAAAUGAGAAGAGGUCACAUCCUGUAAAAAAAACGGGCUUCAGAAGCAACAUACCGGCUCUGUUGAAGAAUUUCUUGGCCCCACAAACAAGAUUUUAUUGUAAAAAUACUACCUACACUGUUGCCUUGGUGUUUUCAUGUUCUGAAAAGACUUGCACACACUGGCUUAGCAUCUAAAUGUCUUGUGUCCCUGCUCUCCCCACCACCGCAGCUCAUUCCUCCCUCCUGGACAUUUGCACGUGUGUGAAAAGAAACUGAGUGGCGGGUCUGUUUAAACCCUGCAUGUUGCCCUCCAGGCAAAAGGCAGUUCAAAGCUGUUGUUUAGCCGCGUUUUGUUUGAAGCUGCUUCUUCUCCGAUGUCUUUUAGUCCCUGCCAAACAUUGGACUCUGGGCCUCUUCUAUUUUUUUGUUGUUAUUUGAUUGUUGAAUGCUUUUUUUGAUGCAUGUAUUGAUCUGGGUUCUUGGCAGAUCAUUUUUUUCUUCUUUUUUUUUUAUGUAAAGAGCAGCCAGUUGGUUUUAAGGACUUCUUGUUCGGACAUCCCCUGUAAACAUGGGUCUUGUCCUUUUUCAUAUUUUUUUUUAUUAUGAAAUGUUACACCUCAGGGUUUCACUCGGUGCACUGAAGGUUUAAGUGGCUGUAUUAAGGUUUUUGGCAUUUUGAAAAUGCCUCAUUUUCUGCAAAUUAAAAAUACAAACUUUAGUCACACUAUAUUUGCACUAAAAUGGUUCUCAUUACACUGAAUGUAUUUUCUUAUCCAGUGUGCACACUCUGGUUAAGUACCUACAAGUCCUUUUUUUUCCUCUUUUUUUUUUGUUAUAUUUUUUUUUUAUUUUUUAUUUUUUAUGUAACUUGAAAAAUGAAUAUAAAUGAAGAUAUUUUAUUUUUUGUACACUCCAUUCCAAAACUACCUAUUUCCCUGAGAUACUGUGGCAAUAAUUUUGCAUGUAUAAGCUAUUUUCCCCCUACUAUUUUGUUGAAAAUGUAGUUGCCCCCCCCCACUUCUCUCCGCACAGGCAGAUGUGUUUUGGGGAACAAGACCUGAAUAAUAGAUUUCAACUUACAUUUGUACUUUAUGUAUUUAUUUUUUCUUAUUCACCACAUGUAUGAAAUUGGCACCGCUGAUGCCAGCGGUUUGCAUUUUGUUCAGUCAGUAGGUGAGACAGUCUGCAUGGGCUGUGAAUCAAUAAACCAUCGAUCAGCAUCAA